UAUAAUUUUUCAUUAGUGUUUCUAUUUUAUAGUGCUCUAAUAUAAUAAAUAAAAUGACUGGAAUUGAAGAAAAAAAAUCCGAUAAUGAUCUUAAAAGUGGCUUUAAUAGUACAUUUGGCAGAUCCAUGUUGAAAUAUAUUGUAAGCAUUGCUUCAUCAGAUUCAGAUUUUAACACUGUUUUAAGUGAGUGGAUUAAAAAAUCUCUUGAAGAUCCAGCAACUUGCAAAGAAACUAUUGUUGAGGUUGGUGUUGCAUCAUUGAAGCAUUUCUUACAAGCUAAUUGGACUGGUCCUAAAGAAUUUACAUUUAAUAAUGAGGAAUUUAAUGAAGUCAUUCUUUCUCAGGAGAUAUCUUCAUGUGCAAUACUUGCAUUGGAAAAAGAUGGGGAUGAUCUGUAUCAGCUUUUAUUUCAUCCAAUUUUAUUGCAAAUUGCAAAAAUCAUUUUACUGGAUUUGAGGUUAUUCUUUUCAGAUCAGGUGCUUAUUUGGUCAGUGAAAUGUCUUUCAACAAUUUUAGAAGUAGUUCAAGAAGUCAAUGACCAACAUUUAAAAAUAUUAAAUGAACUCUAUGCAGCUGUGGAUUGUGAUGGGAGUUCAUUUUACUUGCAAGCCAAAGAGGUUCAAGCAGAAUUCUUUCUCGAUGUUUCGCAUUGUUUUUUGAGGUUGUAUGACUUUGACAAGUGCAAGGAAUGUCAUUUAAAAGUGCAAAAAAUAUUACAGAUUGAUUUGGCACUUACCGCAUCAUUGGGUAAAAGAACAAAGUUUCAAGAAAACAACCUUCCUCAGAUGAGACUUGAUAUAAAUCUAAAUGAAUCAAGAGAAAUUGUAACAAGUCAUGGAGAAGUAACUAAAGAGUUACCAACAGAUAUAACUUUAAAUGAUGAUACUCUGCUACCACACAUAAAGUUCAUUGAUCAAAGUUCUUUGAAUUAUGUAAAUAUUUCUCCAAUCGAUCAAGCAUUCAUUUUAUCGACAUGUAUUUAUCUUCAUAAAUCUCGCCCUCGGGAUAAACUUACUGUUGAAGAAGUGAUGCCAUAUAUAGAAUGUGUUUUACAAGCUCCAAAAGUGUGGUCAAUUCAGUACAAGUGUUUGUAUCUCAGAUGUUUACUUGAAUUUGCUAGCACGAGAAAAAUGGAGCGAUCUAUCACUCAGUUAGAAGAAUUACAUAAUACAUACACAAAAAAUGUACCAGAGGUUUCAGAAAGACAAAUUCUUAUGCAUAGUAUUGGUUUGCAACCAAUCUGGAAGUGCGAGCAAUCUCAAGCUGAGUUACUCUUAUCCUGUGGGUUUACAGAUAGUGCACUUGAAAUAUUUUUACGUUUACAUUUGUGGGAUGAUGUAAUUGUUUGCUAUCAACGUCUUGGAAAGCAUGGUAAAGCCGAGAAGAUUAUUCGUAAUCAAUUAGCUAUUAGAGAAACAGCUGUACUAUGGUGUCUUCUUGGUGAUGCAACAAUGGAUAUUCAAUAUUAUGAGAAAGCUUGGACUGUAUCUAACUAUCGUAGUGCUCGGGCACAGCGAUCUAUUGGGCUAUCUUAUUUGCGUAAACAGAUGUUUGCAGAGGCCAUACCCUACCUUCAAAAAUCUCUAGAUUUAAAUUGUCUACAACCAAGUGUAGCUUUCUCACUUGGUUGUUCUUGUAUGGCUACAAACCAACUUGAUUUGGCAACUAAAGCAUUGCAACAGUGUUGUUCACUAGAUCCUGACAACUCUCAAGCAUGGAAUAAUCUUGCAUCAUCUUUUAUAAGAUUAAAUCAUAUUCAAAAAGCAUUCAGAGCUCUCAAAGAAGCUACACGUCUAUCUUAUGAUAACUGGAAAAUUUGGGAAAAUUUUUUGCUGGUUUCAACAGAUAUUGGAUCUUUUGAAGAUUCUAUUAAUUGUGUAAAUCGUCUUGUUGAACUUAAAAGGAAAACUAUAGAUUCUGAGGUACUAAGAAUUUUGGUUGAUGUUGUAAAAGAAAAAAUUGAAGAUAAAAAUGGCCUAAAGGCUGAUAGAUUAAAAGACAGAUUACAGAAAAUGUUUGCUUAUGUAACAUCACAGAUAACAAGUGAUCCAUACAUUUGGGAAAAUUACGCCAGACUUACAUUGAUUGAUGCAGAUCUUGAGAAACAAGAAAAGGCAUUAGAUUUGCUGUAUAAAUCCCAUCGCUGCUUUACACAACAUACUGAAUGGGAAAAAAAUGAAAAAGAACUUGGAGCAGUUAUUAGAGUCACCAGAAUGAUGAUUAAAGCUACAAAAGAUGUUACCAUGUCAACAGAGUUAAAAGGAAGAGCAGUAACAUUGUGUACAACUUCAAAAAUGUGUGUUACAAAUCUCAUUAUAAGAUUAAAGAAAGCAUUUACUGACAUUGACAAUCAGAUAUUUCCAUCAGUUAAACCGUUCAUUGUGGAAUUAGAAGAACAUGUAAAUGAGUUACAGGAGCUUCUGCUUCAAUUUUGAAAGUCGACCAUCAUUGUUAAAAUUUUUAUUGGAUAAAUUUUGAUUGAAACAUCAAUAAAAAAAAUCUACUGUUA
Messenger RNA from Hydra vulgaris (swiftwater hydra), 2509 nucleotides. RefSeq names its product tetratricopeptide repeat protein 27. Lineage: Eukaryota; Metazoa; Cnidaria; Hydrozoa; Anthoathecata; Hydridae. The record is from RefSeq and is a predicted model, not a curated record. Gene Ontology annotation, molecular function: protein binding.